Molecule: messenger RNA, 1386 nt
Organism: Quercus lobata
Lineage: Eukaryota; Viridiplantae; Streptophyta; Magnoliopsida; Fagales; Fagaceae
Product: zinc finger MYM-type protein 1-like
Exons: 2
Coding region: 1-1386 (461 amino acids)
Source: RefSeq, a predicted model, not a curated record
AUGUCACCAUUGACAAAAGUACAGGUUUUGUGCGUGAUCUUGGAAUGCGUAAGCAAAUAUGAUGCUAAUGAACGGGAUGAAAUUCGAAGAGCUUACAUUAAUCUUGGUCCAUACCAACCUAAACUAGAUGAGUACAAGAAAACUAAAUUUGGAAGGAAUUCUCGUAAAUUUAAACAUUCAUGGUUUGCAAUUAAGGAAUUUAGUCCAUGGCUUGAAUAUUCACCUAGUAAAGAUGUUGCUUUUUGUCUACCGUGCUUUCUCUUUGACAAGCCAACUAGGAAUUUUGGGAGUCAUGUAUUCACUAAAGAUGGAUUUCGGAAUUGGAAGAAAGUUAAUGAUGGAAAUAAUUUUUCCUUUUUGAAUCAUAUGGGGAAACAACCUAACUCUUUUCAUAGAGCUUCCGAGAAAGCGAUGACAGAUUUGAUGAACCAGUCUCAACACAUACAAAAGGCCUCAAUUGAUGUUGUCAAAGUGCUUGCAUUUCAAGGACUUGCUUUUAGAGGACGAGAUGAAAGUUCUGAUUCAAUUAAUCAUGGGAAUUUUCUUGAAAUAUUGGAUUUGGUGGUAUCAUAUAAUGAAUAUGUUGCAGAAGUGAUAGAGAAAGCUCCCAAAAAUGCCUCUUACAAAUCACCAAAAAUCCAAAAGGAAAUCUUACAUGUAUUUUCAAACAAGGUGAAGAAGGCAAUUCGUGAAGAAAUUGGUGAUGCAAAGUUUUGCCUAAUUGUUGAUGAAGCUCGUGAUGAGUCAAUGAAGGAGCAAAUGGCUAUUGUUAUAAGAUUUAUAGACAAAGAUGGUUUUGUUCGAGAACGUUUUUUUGGGGUGGUCCAUGUCCUCGAUACUACGACAUUAACCCUAAAAGAUGAAAUAUAUUCUAUCUUGUCACAUCAUAGUCUAGAUAUUCAAGAUAUUCGAGGGCAAGGAUAUGAUGGUGCAAGCAAUAUGCGAGGUGAGUGGAAUGGAUUAAAAGCUUUGGUUUCAAAUGAUUGUCCAUAUGCUUACUUCAUUCAUUGUUUUGCACAUCGUUUGCAAUUAGCAUUAGUGGCAGCAUCAAAAGAAGUUAUUCUUGUUCAAAGUUUUUUUAAUAGAUUAUCAUCUAUUGUCAAUGUUGUUUGUGCUUCACGUAAGCGUACUGAGCAACUAAAAAAAGCUUAUGCUGAUCAAAUUGCAUAUUUUGUUGAAAUUGGUGAGCUUGAAACUGAAAGAGGACUUAAUCAAAUUAGCACAUUACAACGAGCUGGAGAUACUCGUUGGGGUUCUCACUUGAGAUCGAUUUCUAGCUUGGUAAAUAUAUUUAGUCCAAUAUGUGAAAUUUUACUUAAGAGAUCAUCAAGGAAGGAAAUACUACUUCCCAAUGAGAAGCAGCAUACUCAUGUUAUCAUGCUAUGA